Pseudophryne corroboree (corroboree frog) is the source of this 1871-nucleotide messenger RNA. It is a transcript of the gene CCDC3, whose product is annotated as coiled-coil domain containing 3. The record is from RefSeq and is a predicted model, not a curated record. Gene Ontology annotation, cellular component: extracellular region. Gene Ontology annotation, biological process: negative regulation of gene expression. The coding region runs from base 319 to 1137 and encodes 272 amino acids. NCBI's taxonomy places the organism in Eukaryota, Metazoa, Chordata, Amphibia, Anura, Myobatrachidae. The transcript has 3 exons.
UGAUGUCAUAAGGAAAGGGGCGUGGGCAGCAGAGAUGGCAUCUUAUACCCGAUCUGUUCUGUAACCGGCAACCAGAGCUUGUGCUGCAGCUGAGCCGGGCGGCUGAGCGCUUCCUUGCAGUGCACUGAUGUUAUUAGGCAGCGCUAUGCGCCAUAUAGCCGGCAUAUGAGGAAACACAGACCAAUCCGUCAUCACUGCAUGCAGCCAGGAACAAUGGAACUUAAAAGUUUUGUGUAAACUUUUUAGCGUUAAGGAAAACAUUGUUCCCCACAUUUAGGUGUCAGGAAAGUGACAAGCCUCUACUUGUGUCAGUCCACCAUGCUUCGUCUUGUGUUCAUUGCAGUGCUGUUGGGAAGCGGUGCUCGGGGCUGUCAGCUGUCCUCUGACUGGAGACACCUGAGUGAGGGAUGCAGAUCAGAGCUGGCUCAGAUUAUCCUAUAUGCAAAGGUGCUGGCUGUCCACCAAGAAACGCACAGCAGCCUGUUUAGCAGUAUGUACAACUACCUGCCCUGGCAGUAUGAAUCGGGAGACAGCGUCUUCUUCUAUUCAGCUGAGAUUGAAUUGCUCUGCGACCAGGGAUGGGGCAGUAUGCUGGAGGUACCCGCAGGGUCCAGGCUGAAUAUUACUGGACUUGGAUACUUUGACUGUUACUCAUAUACCGUAGUACAGAAUCACUCCUAUUUCUUCUUUCUCAGAAUGGAUGACAAUUACAGUUUGCUUCCACAUGGAGUGAAUUUCCAGGAUGCAAUAUUUGCAGAUACCCAAGACAAUUGGAGACUGUUUUCCAGUCUUUUCCAGUAUUCCAACUGUUCUCAAGGACAGCAAGUUAUGUAUGAGCUGGAAAGCCAAGAAGACAGUAGGCUGAUGUGCUCCUCUGUACAGAGUGCAUUAUUUGAAGAAGAGGACAGGGUGAAGAAACUUCAGCAGAAAGUCGCAUCCCUUGAGAAGCGUAACAAACAGCUGCGAGACCGCGUUAAAAAAGUCAAAAAGUCUUUACGGCAAGCAAAAAAGAAUACCAGAAAUGUGGAAAUGAUAAAUAGGAAACUUAAUGAGAAACUCUCUUCUGUGGCAGGACAGAUCACACAUAUAAAUUCUUUCAAGCAAAAAAAUUCUCAUUCAACUUACCUUAAGCUGUAAGUCACCACACGCGUAUUACAUAUUAGAGAGAGACUGCCCAAAAUAUUUGUAAAUUUGCUUUGUGGGCUGGAUUUGUCAAGUAACAAAAAUGUAUCUUUGGAACAAUUGAUUUUUUUUUAUUGUUAACACCGUUUAUAUUAGACAUGUAUAUGCUUUUGACAUAAAGCAGUUGUUCCCAAUCUUUUUUGAAUCACAGCGCCAUAGAAAGAAAUAUUAAAUGAAGUAAAUUGUGUUUAAAUGUCAUUCAUGGUGAGGGACAAGAUUUGCUUCAGUUUGUCCACAUAAGUUAUGACUGGCAGCCACCAGCACUGGUUUUGUCUAUUACAUUGACCAUAAAUAAUUUGAAUUGGUCCUGGACCACCAAUCCAAGGCACCCCUGCAAGUGUCCUGAGGCACCCCAGGGGUCCUAGGCACACAGUUUGAGGACCACUGACAUAAAGCAUUUCUGGCUGGCUGCUACCUCCCAGGUUUCUUCCUGGUAACUCUGGUGCAGUGGUACGAAGUAGAAAAAAAGUUUGAGGCCUUUUAAUAAAUGCAUUUAUAAGUUUUGGAUGUUUUCUUAAACUACUAUAUAGAUUUGCAUUACAUUACAGAGUUUUUAGACAAGUUACUCACUGUGAUCUUUCUAGUCAUUUAGAAUGUUCUUCAGAUAAUUUCUGAUUACUUGAUACAUGUUGGCCUGGGUAUCCGUUCACAUGGUCGACCAUGUUAUGGUCGACAGUCAUUAGGUCGAC